Choloepus didactylus (southern two-toed sloth) is the source of this 4309-nucleotide messenger RNA. RefSeq names its product transient receptor potential cation channel subfamily A member 1 (gene TRPA1). The transcript has 27 exons. Gene Ontology annotation, molecular function: monoatomic ion channel activity; protein binding. The record is from RefSeq and is a predicted model, not a curated record. Lineage: Eukaryota; Metazoa; Chordata; Mammalia; Pilosa; Megalonychidae. Gene Ontology annotation, biological process: transmembrane transport; monoatomic ion transport. Gene Ontology annotation, cellular component: membrane. The coding region runs from base 305 to 3661 and encodes 1118 amino acids.
ACGAGGUCUGCCGCUGCCUCCUCGUUGCGCCCCGCCCGGCUGCUACGCUAUAAGUAGCCCAGGCCAGAGAACUCCUUCCAGAAGUUACCCCCUGCUUCUGCUGAGCGAGUUUUUCUCUGUUCCACAACCACACAGUGCCAGAGAGCUCCGCGCUCCAGGCGCAGACCCCGGCAGCGCGCAGAUCCUCGGCCACCGCCCGGGGCGCGCUCCCCUCUGGCCCGCGCGGCGCCCGCCGCUCACCGCGUCCUCUCGCCCAGGUGCUCGCGGCCAGCAGCUGCACCAGGUGGCGUCAGGGGUGGGGUCAAUGAAGCGCAGCCUGAGGAAGAUGCUGCGCCCUGGGGAGAAGGAUCCCCGGGGCGUCAUCUACGAGGGCGUGGAGGACGACAUGGAGGACGGCACAGACUUCUUUAAGGUGGUUUUUGAAGGAAGUACAUGUAAAUUGCAAAACUUUGUCAAGAAACGAAAGAGAUUAAGCAAAUAUGAUGAUGAGAAUGCCUCUGCUUUGCAUCAUGCUGCAGAAGAAGGUCAGAUUGAGAUGAUGGAGAUGAUUAUCAAUGAAUCCUCUUGUGAAGUGCUGAAUGAGAUGGACAGUUAUGGAAAUACCCCUCUACACUGGGCCACAGAAAAAAACCAGGUUGAAAGUGUAAAGUUUCUUCUCAGUAAAGGAGCAAACCCAAACCUCAGAAACAGCCACAUGAUGGGGCCACUCCACAUAGCCGUGCAAUGCAUGCACCAUGAGGUGAUGAAGGUCCUGGCUGAGCACAGUAGUACUAAUCUUAAUUUGGAAGGAGAAAAUGGAAACACAGCUCUGAUUCUUGCAUGCUCCAAAGAUAAUAGUGAAGCACUACAGUUCUUGCUUAAUAAAGGAGCUAAGCCAUGCAUAUCAAAUAAAUGGGGCUGUUUCCCUAUUCACCAAGCUGCAUUUUCUGGUGCCAAACAAUGCAUGGAAAUACUAUUAAAGUAUGGUGACGAACACGGAUGUGGCAGAGUGUCUCAUAUUAACUUCAUCAAUAACGGGAAAGCCAGUCCCCUCCACAUGGCAGUUCAGAGCGGCAACUUGGAAAUGAUUAAAAUGUGCCUGGACAAUGGAGCACAGAUAGACCUGAUGGAGAAUGGGAAGUGCACAGCCCUUCAUUUUGCUGCGACCCAAGGAGCCACUGACAUUGUGAAACUGAUGAUCUCGUCCUACACUGGUGACUGUGACAUCGUUAAUGCCGUGGAUGGAAAUCAGGAGACACCGCUUCACAGAGUCUCAUUAUUUGAUCACCACGAACUAGCAGACUACUUAAUUUCAGUGGGAGCAGAUAUUAAUAAAAUUGAUUGUGAAGGACGUUCUCCACUUCUGUUAGCAACUGCUUCUGCAUCUUGGAAUAUAGUGAACCUGCUACUCUCUAAAGGUGCCAAAGUAGACAUAAAAGAUCAUCUUGGACGUAAUUUUUUGCAUUUGACUGUACAACAACCCUAUGGAUUAAAAAAUUUGCAACCUGAAUUUAUGCAGAUGCAACAUAUUAAAGAGCUGGUAAUGGAUGAAGACAAUGAUGGGUGCACUCCUCUACAUUAUGCAUGUAGACAGGGGGUGCCUGUCUCUGUAAAUAACCUGCUUCACUUUAAUGUGUCCAUUCAUUCCAAAAGCAAAGACAAGAAAUCACCCCUGCAUUUUGCAGCCAGUUAUGGGCGCAUCAAUACCUGCCAGAGGCUCCUACAAAGCAUAACGGACACGAGGCUUCUGAAUGAAGGUGACCUUCAUGGAAUGACCCCUCUCCACCUGGCAGCAAAAAAUGGACAUGAUAAAGUAGUUCAACUUCUCCUGAAAAAAGGUGCAUUAUUUCUCAGUGACUACAAUGGCUGGACUGCUUUGCAUCAUGCCUCCAUGGGCGGAUACACGCAGACAAUGAAGGUCAUUCUUGAUACCAACUUGAAGUGCACAGAUAAGCUAGAUGAAGAAGGGAACACAGCACUUCACUUUGCUGCAAGGGAAGGCCAUGCCAAAGCCGUCGCCCUCCUUCUGAGCUACGAUGCUGACAUACUCCUAAACAAGCAGCUGGCCUCCUUUUUGCAUGUUGCAAUUCACAAUAAGAGGAAGGAGGUGGUUCUGACGACCAUCCGGAGCAAAAGAUGGGAAGAUUGUUUUAAGGUCUUUAAUCAUUAUUCUCAAAGCAAUAAGUGUCCACUUAUGGAAAUGGUUGAAUACCUCCCUGAAUGCAUGAAAGUUCUUUUAGAUUUCUGCAUGUCAUGCUCCACAGAAGACAAAUCAUGCCACGACUACCAUAUUGAGUAUAACUUCAGAUAUCUUCAAUGUCCAUUAGAAUUCACCAAAAGAGAAACAUGUCCACAGGAUGUUACCUAUGCGCCUCUUACAAUACUCAAUACAAUGGUACAACAUAACCGCACGGAGCUUCUCAACCAUCCUGUUUGUAAAGAAUAUUUACUUAUGAAAUGGCUGGCCUACGGGUUUAGAGCCCAUCUUCUGAACCUAGGAAUUUACUGUCUUGGUCUCUUGCCUAUGACCUUCCUUGUUGUCCAUAUAAAGCCAGGAAUGUCUUUCAACGCAACUGGAAUCAUCAAUGAAACUAGUAAUCAUUCAGAAAUGUUAGACACCAAGAUUUCAUAUCCUAUAACAGUUUGUAUGAUUUUAGUUUUUUUAUCAAGUAUAUUUGGAUAUUGCAAAGAAGUGGCCCAAAUUCUUCAACAGAAAAGCAAUUACUUUUUGGAUCAAAACAAUGCAGUUGAAUGGAUUAUCUACACAACAAGCAUCAUUUUUGUGUUGCCCUUGUUUGUUAGUAUACCAGCUCGUGUGCAGUGGCAGUGUGGGGCUAUUGCCAUAUUCUUCUCUUGGAUGAACUUCUUAAUGUAUCUUCAGAGAUUUGAAAGUUGUGGAAUUUUUAUUGUUAUGUUGGAGGUAAUUCUGAAAACUUUGCUGAGGUCUACAGUUGUAUUUAUUUUCCUUCUCAUGGCCUUUGGACUCAGUUUUUAUGUCCUCCUGAGUAUACAGGAUGCCUUCAGCUCUCCAUUACUGUCUAUAAUGCAGACCUUCAGCAUGAUGCUAGGAGAUGUCAAUUACCGUGAUUCUUUCCUAGGACCAUAUUUGAGAAAAGAGUUGGCAUAUCCAUUUCUGUCCUUUAUACAACUUAUUUCCUUCACAAUGUUUGUUCCAAUUGUCCUCAUGAAUUUACUUAUUGGCUUGGCAGUUGGUGACAUUGCCGAGGUCCAGAAGCAUGCAGCAUUGAAGAGGAUCGCUAUGCAGGUGGAACUUCAUACCAAUUUAGAGAAGAAGCUGCCACUCUGGUUCCUACGCAAAGUGGAUCAACAGUCCAUCACCGUGUAUCCUAACAGAUAUAGAGAUAGUGGGAGCUUAUUUGGUGUGUUUCAACGUAUCUUUUGCACCCAUGAAACAAAACAAGAAAUACCAAAUGUUGAUACAGCUUUAGAAACAGAACUAUUGAAGCAGAAAUACCGGAUGAAAGAUCUCACCUCUCUUCUGGAAAAACAACAUGAGCUCAUUAAACUCAUCAUUCAGAAGAUGGAGAUCAUCUCAGAGACUGAGGAUGAAGAUAGCCAUUGUUCCUUUCAAGACAGGUUUAAAAAAGAGCAGUUAGAACAAAGGAAUAGCCGAUGGAAUUUUGUGUUAAAAGCAGUAAAGGCAAAGACACAAUCCUGUUAGCUCACUGCCCAAAACUGCAACAGGGAUUCCUUUGGGGUGGGUUGCAUGACUUAUUGGAUCUAACUCAAAAUACUGAGGAAGGGGCAGAAUUCUGAUUCUAAUUUCAUGCCAUGAGAAAUCAUGGUUCCUGGAUUCUAUAUAAAAGUUAAUGAUAUCUUGCUUUCUAAUCAUAUUUUCUUCCAGUGGCUAUGUAAUUGGGAAUAUCCUUGCUGACAUGUUCAAGGUGGACUUUACCACUUGUUAUUUGAAUGGUUAGAAAAAUAAUUUGCUAGAACGCACACUUUUAAUGAUGUCAUAAUAAAUGUAACUAUUAAUCUAGAAUGCAAAUGUCAGUAUGGGAUCCUUGCUUGUUAAUUGUCUUGCAUAAUAAGUAAUGCCUUAGACAGUAGUCUCAAGUAUUAGAUUAGGUUCUGCCAUUUGAAGUGCUUUUCUGUGUUGGGAGAACCUGUGGGUAGAACCCCGUGUGUUCCAUCUGUUUGUGUUGUAGUAAAUAGCUCCACCUUUCUUGUUGUUCCCAACAUACCCGAUGUCACUUUGAGCCAUAUAAUUAAAGUCCAAAAUAACAGACCUUAUGAUAUGCAUGAAUUUUACUGUGUAUGGUGUAUGUUAUUAAUUUUUGUUUACCCUGAUCAUAAUAAAUGUAAAGCA